AUGAACGAUCCCUCGCAAUGGCAUUCUAUACGUCCCUGGCGCCCGUCUCUCUCUCUUGCAGUACGAGAGAUCACGUCCGUAUCUGCUACUUUCAUCCUUUCUUCACCGCUAGGUCCCUCCGACUUCGCCUCAGUCGAGCAGUCACUCGCCUCGCUCGGGAUUACAAAUGACGAAGACGAAGACGCUUCAGAGGGCAAUGGGAGCUCUCGCGGCGUUCAAAUAGUCUCAGAUGUGCUUUCGAAAGGCCUCUCCGUGAAGGUGAAUGGCACACCAUGGCAGCGGGUGCUCAUGAAGAUCGACGAUGAAGCGGACCAAGCGGUCAUUAUCCUCUUUGGCCUCAUGCCAGGCAGACAGUACGAUGUUGAGCUCGGCAUUGUUCCGACCGAGAGCUCCCUGCGAAGUCAGAUUACAACAGAUACUGCCCCAAGACCUUCGGAAUCCGACGGUGUCGCAGACUUAUCUUUCGUCUCAGACAUUGCGGAGCAGUCUGACCAGGCGCUCUCAAUAGCUAACUCACAGUCAGACCCCAACGGCACGGCCAUCCCCCCGCACUCGAACCCAUCCGACGCUCCCACUCCAUCGCCCAGCUUCUCACUCGAGGACCGAAGAAUGCAACUCAAUCAUACGCUGUCCGUAUUGACCGCCGAACAUGCAACCCUGACGAGCACGCUCAAGUCAGCUCGCAGGGACGCGCAGAAGGCUGACGCUGCCCUGCGGGCGGAGAUUGAUGCUCUGAAGAGAGCGUCCGAGCGCUCAGCUCCUGCGGAAUUGCGAGCGCGGCAGAAAGCACGAGCACUGCAAGAAGCUGCCCGUCAAGCCCUUGCUGCAGCGGAGCAGGUGCAGGCACGAGUGCAAGAACUCGAGGAGUCUUUACCCGAGCUCGUGCAGAGAAGGGUCGAGGUCGAGCGCGAGUGGGAGCGUGUGCAUGCGGAGGCGGGCGACGUACGCCGCCGCCGAGAGGAGGCCGAACUCAGGGAGAGGAAGAGGGUGGAAGCAAAGCAAGCCGAGCUGGCAGGGCUCGCGGGACGCAUGGAGCGGUUGUCCACCAGGCGAGAAAAACUUGAGGGCCCGGGCGGGACUCUCGGUGAACUCGAAGAGAAGCUACGACGCCUCGAGGAGGAGCGCGAGCGCAUAGAGAGCGAUCCAUAUGGCUACACGUUCGAGGAGCCCGUCGAAGGCGAGCAGGACGCGAGUCAGGAAGACGAACACAACACCCACGCACAAAUACACAUCAGCCCUGGUCGCUCACACUCGCAUGGGCAUACGACCCAUCAUUCUCAUCCGCGCAAACGCCACUCACACCCAACGAACCACCAACGGGGGGCGCAAGCCCCCAUUGCACGACCGGAGCCCAUACAGCGUCCUGGGCACGGAGGCAGAACAAAUCAGCCCUCCGGCCCUGGCGUGAUCCACCUGCAGUCAGGCAACAGCUGCCACGCGCACACAAGCUCGCUGCCUGCCGUCAAGCGGACUCCACCGUCUAAUGCCGGCAGCAGCACAUCUGGUUCUUCUACCAACCCUUCUCCAGCACCGCCGAAUGCAUCCCAUUUGUCGAGCAGGGCCCCACCUUUCGAGCCGCGAGGAAUCAAAUCUGAUUUGAACCCAGGCAGCAGUCCGUUCGAAUCACGUAUCGGCGGACUCGCCGUCGGCGUACAAGGGCAUGCAAAUGUGGAGAGUUUGAAGAAGACACCAGGUACUGGGAAAUCGUAG
This is a messenger RNA of Phanerochaete carnosa HHB-10118-sp, 1710 nucleotides long. RefSeq lists its product as uncharacterized. The record is from RefSeq and is a predicted model, not a curated record. NCBI's taxonomy places the organism in Eukaryota, Fungi, Basidiomycota, Agaricomycetes, Polyporales, Phanerochaetaceae. The coding region runs from base 1 to 1710 and encodes 569 amino acids. The transcript is spliced from 2 exons.